Perkinsus marinus ATCC 50983 is the source of this 635-nucleotide messenger RNA. RefSeq lists its product as hypothetical. The transcript has 5 exons. Lineage: Eukaryota; Perkinsozoa; Perkinsida; Perkinsidae. The record is from RefSeq and is a predicted model, not a curated record. The annotation marks the transcript as partial.
GAGGAGGAAGCCUUGAGCCAGUUGUAUGCCGGGAUGGAGACCGAGGACCCGAGGCUGUACCUUACCUAUCGCUCCAAUGAGAGUUUGGUGAUUGAUGCUGAGAAAUUGGUCGGAUUCACCCAUUCGGUAUCGUGCUGGACAAGUGUGACGAAUUCACAAGGUCGAGCCGUCGGGCAAGUCAUCGGAGACUGCGUGCAACUGAACAUAUCUCGGCCUCUUGCUGGGCCCAUGCAGUUGUGCCUGCCGAUGGCCCCUCCUGAGCUCAUCCCGAGGAACACGGACAUAUUCGUAUCAAACGUCUCUCACAAUGGGUCGAAGCCGCGCUUGCAGGACACACUCGACUUUGGAGUCUUGCGGACAGCAGAGAGAUUCGACUUGAACGAGGCCAUGGAAGGGCUCAUCAUUCCCGAUCUGAUAUACGGCCUACUACGACCAGGCGACAAGUGGGUGCGUGCUUUGGGGAAGCAACUUACUGAGGUUACUGAAACCCAUAUAUGUGCGAAAGUUAUGGAGCAGCACUGGACGUACUGCCCUAUCCUGCGUAUGAACGAUUCGAUGCAUGUGUGGCCUGCUCAUGCGGAGACCUUCGCUGAGGACACCAUUUCCGCGGCGACCUCCUGUGUCGAGCUGGACAC